Mya arenaria is the source of this 3087-nucleotide messenger RNA. RefSeq lists its product as uncharacterized. The record is from RefSeq and is a predicted model, not a curated record. The coding region runs from base 60 to 2672 and encodes 870 amino acids. The transcript has 13 exons. NCBI's taxonomy places the organism in Eukaryota, Metazoa, Mollusca, Bivalvia, Myida, Myidae.
GUGCCUUGUACAUGUCUUCUUCUUCACACUAUUCUUAGUGGGACAGCAGUGCCCGUAAAAUGUCCGGGUCCAGACCAAGGUUGAUGGUUCUGUACAGUAACGAUGGUGUUGAAGUUCGAUACACGGAUGGUUCCAGGCUCCACCUUCUUCCCUGUGGUACCACCUUCCUCCAUCACUCAGCACAGGACGCUCAUCCAACCCAUGGUUUGAAAACUAUUCAACAAAGAUGCCAAUUUGCCACAAGCAACUACAGAGAUCUUGUUAUUGCUGCCCUGGAUUUCAGAAAUAGAUUUGCAGAAAGGCCAUUUCUGUGUGAAGAGCUGCUCGGGAAAGAUCAGAUUGUGAGCCUCUACGCUAAAGUAAACGAAAUAGCAUGGCCUAAAGAACAUUCUACUGAAAAUAUUGACGUUGGAGAUGAUGGAAGUGUCUGCGUUACGUCAAAUGAUGAGUUCGGUAGUGUGGUACUUUCUCCACAUCGGACAGACUUCACAGUCUGCUACCUCUCAGCACUUAGCCGAGAGCGAAUCAAAGAAAAGAAUCAAAAUCAUAGGAAAGCUAACAGUAGGCAGCACUUCAAAAAGGAUGGGCAUCACAAAAACGAACAAAUGCAUGGAGAGUCAAGUGCACGAGAUACAAGUGAACGUGGAGAUAACAGAAUACAUAUAUUUGAAAAAAUGCGCGAAGACUCCAAAACACCGGAGUACACAAAGAUAACAGAAAAUGACACUUCAGUUGGACUAAACUUGUCGCCAAUAACACAGGCGAGCUGUGUGGACAGUCCUGGGGGUAUAAGUAACGCAAGUGGAAGUCCAUUUUCAAUUCAUACUUCGGGCGAAAAUUGCAAUGCCAAAUUUAGGCCUUUUUCAACACCUACAGAAGGGCUGGAUGCCAAAGAAAAUGGCAGUUAUACUAAUAAUGCUGAAGGCAGUUUUCUUGGAGAAACAUAUGGAAAAAAGCCUGUUGAUUUUACUCAGGAUAUACAAAACCAGCAUCAUUAUUUUAAACCAAUCGCAGUUUGCAAAUCAGAAAUGAAAGCUUCUCAUGAUUGUGGGGACGUUGGCAGAGCAUGUUUGGAACAAGAAGAGCCAACGUUAGCCACAAAAUGUGAGGAUGAAAUUUGUGGUGAUAUUAGUUCCUGUUCAAGCCAAGAAGGGGAUAGUCAAACCCAAGUUAGAUACACUUGGUUGACGAGGCACAUGUCUUGUGAUGAAUGCCACUCCAGUUUUGGUCACGUGGUGAAACUUGCAAAAGAGGCAGCUGAGACUGGAAUAGUUGUGGACAUGAAAGGUUCAAAGAAAACGGAAAAGAAAUCAACAAAUAUCUCAUCAUUGAGACAAAUAAAUAAGAAACACUGCAUAAUGUCACCAGUGCCUUCCCCGCUACCUUUAGUUUGCCCAGGACAACACCUGCACAAACUCUUUGGAAAGAAUAUUUAUGAUGAUGGCAAAAACCCUGUUGAAGAUCCAACAACUUUUUCUUUUGGCCGAUUGAAGGUCUUGCUUAUCGAUGGUGUAAUAUUCAGAAUUGUAAGACUGCAGUCAAUGAAAUGUAUUGAGGUUUAUCCAGGGGAUGGUUCUGUGAUUGCCUCUCAGGGCAUGACCGGUCAUUUCUUUCAACACAUCAUACCAAUUGGAAACAAGCUGGAAGAGCGUACAUACUCGCUCAAAUCUCCGCCCGGACAGGCAGUGGUUGGGGGUCAUUCUAUAAAGGGCCUGUUAAACAGAGCCAACCGCUUUCUUGCACAUGUGAGACAGGAAGAAAACAUGCCUUCAUCCCUUGGGCUAUGCUGUUGGAAGCAUGAAGAUGUUAUAUUGACUGAACCAGGGACCACUACAACUCUUGAGGAAUGUGAAAUUCCGGGCUACGGUAAAUUUACUGCUCGGUCGAAUGGUGAAGUUAGAAUUACAUUUACGGACAGAACUUGUUUAGACAUGGCUGCAGAUUUUUCUUCUAAAUUGGCCAAAAGACACGAAAUAGAAAAGACAUCCAAGGUAUUGGUCGACAAGAAGCUUGGUGUAUGCAGAUUGCUGUUACCAAAUGGCAAUUAUCAGAUGAUUAACGUAAAUGAUCCUCGCCAAUACAAGCGGUACGUUUCACUUGCUUUAGAAUGGAUUGAUUGGGUGAAUAGCCCCUCUAAGGAGAGAGAACAGUUUUACAAAGACAGACCAGAGGCUGCAUUAAAACAGUCCGUUGAAAAGGAGCUCCAAAAGAUUCAGUGUUUCAAUUACAUAGUGGACAAAACCGUUUUGAAGUCGGAUAUGUUGGAAAACCCGAAAGGAGCUUCUUCGCAGUUUGUACCAUCGAACAAACCAGGUCCUGGUAUUCUUCGCAAUACUGACCAGGUUCGAGCAAAAGAGAGCCGGUCAGGCAAUUUUCCACCAAGAACAGUACAGAUUCAUUCCCCAAACGCAAGCCAAAGCAGUUCGAUAUCAACAGGAAGUUCCUCAAAGCAUUCCUUGUUAGAAAAGCAUAUUCCAUCGACAGGGUAUUCUGAAAGCGGUAUGACAAACUCGGAAACAUUCUUUCGUAGGAAUGUAAGACCUGUUCCUAUUGGUCAAGACAAUUUAGAUAACAGAAUGUCUGAGCUUGACGGGUUUAACUCUGUUCGACAAGCUUUGAUGAAAACGUCAAACUUUAUUAAGGACAUUGAUCAUCUUUUGGACACAAAAUGACAUUUUAUUGCCGUAUUCAUUGCGAUUGAAUAUGCCAAUAAUUAUUUUCACAGAAACAAUUGACCUCUUUUACACUCAUAUUUGUUAAAUUGUAAAUAGUAAGGUCAAACCAAUUGUGUUUUAUGUUUAGAGCCAGGUUUCCACUUUCAAAACCUCGGUAGGGCAGAAAAGUACACCAAUUUUCGCAAGGAAAAUCACAAUUAUAAAUUUACAUAUUCUUACACCCAGAAGUUUAACUUAUGCUUUUAUGAUAUUCUUCUGGACUCUUAGCAAUAUGUUGGUUGUUAUUGCAUUCUAGAAAAACAAUGAACGUUGCUUAAACUUUAUCAUGGUAAAUUAAUGUUACGUUCUUCACCCGCUCAAUGACGCUAAACAUAGAAUCAAAUUGUCAUGGCCUUUAUAUAUUAUAUUAUAU